Messenger RNA from Penicillium angulare, 615 nucleotides. Its product is annotated as xanthine phosphoribosyltransferase. Gene Ontology annotation, cellular component: cytoplasm. Lineage: Eukaryota; Fungi; Ascomycota; Eurotiomycetes; Eurotiales; Aspergillaceae. The transcript has 5 exons. The coding region runs from base 1 to 615 and encodes 204 amino acids. Gene Ontology annotation, biological process: IMP salvage; GMP salvage; XMP salvage. Gene Ontology annotation, molecular function: hypoxanthine phosphoribosyltransferase activity. The record is from RefSeq and is a predicted model, not a curated record.
AUGCCUCAGAAAGUCUACGUUACCUACAACCAGGUGCACAAGCUGUGCCAGAACUCCGCAGAUGAGAUCCUAAAGGAGUUCCACCCUAACCUGAUGAUCGCUAUUGGCGGUGGUGGUUACGUUCCUGCCCGUAUUCUCCGAUCCUUCCUCAAGCGCCCCGGUGACGCCAACAUCCCUAUCCAGGCCAUCGGUCUGUCCCUCUAUGAGGAUCUCGGCAAGGGCGAUGCUGAGGAGGUCCCCGGUACCAAGGUGACCCGCACACAAUGGUUGGACCUGAGCUCCUUGGAGAUGGCCAACCUGAUCGGCAAGAACAUUCUGAUCGUGGAUGAGGUCGAUGACACCCGCACUACUCUGGAAUAUGCCGUGCGCGAGCUGGAGAAGGAUGUUGAGAUUGCCCAGAAGCAGCUCGGCCGUGAGGGCGAGAAGACCAACUUCUUCAUCUUUGUCCUGCACAACAAGAACAAGGAGAAGAAGGGUGUUCUGCCGGCCGAUAUGAUGGAGAGCGGUCGUUACCACGCCUCCGUUACCACCGAGGAUGUGUGGAUCUGCUAUCCUUGGGAGGCUAAGGAUAUUGAUGAGCACGAUGCUCUGUCUAAGGAGAACCCUCUCUUCUAA